AUGGCUGGCCAGCGCCACGAUGAAGCGCGCCCACGCAGAAGGCGCGUCACCCGCUUCAGCGACGACAACGACAGCGACGCCGACGCGGAGGACCCCGGCUGGCAGACCCCCGAGAUACCCCUCACCGAGUGGCCACCUGCCGGCAUGUCGCCCGACCAGGAGCUGUCGCGCGAGCAGGCCAUCGCGCUCAUCGCCCGCGGCGCCCCGUCCCACAAGGGCUACCUACGCGCCGUCCCGCACGUCUCCAGCGACUUUUACGCCCUCUACGCCGCGUCCUCGGGCAACGACCGCGGCGCCGCCCGCGAGCUUGAGGUCGGCGCCGAGCCGGCCACGGACCGCGCAAACCUCCACGACGCCAUGGUGCAGCUCAUGACGCUGCGCAUGGCCGGACCCGGCGAGAUCAACGCUCCCUGGAGCACCCUCGAGCAGCCUAGCUGCGCCUUUCGUUUCGGAGCCCGGCCCGGUACCAUCACGCUCAACCACUGGGCCUCCAUGGCCAGCGCGCUCCCGGAGAGCAUCGGGCUACGCGACUCGGGUGUCGUCCCGCGGCCCCUCACGCUCGAGGAGGUGUUUGGGCGGCUGCGCGAGCUGCACGCUGACGGGCUCGAGGACCUGGACGAGGGGGCCCUGUCUCGCGCGCUGUACAAGAAGGUCCUGCGCGACCCCAUACUGAGCCCGCGGAAGACCCUGGAGAAGCAGAUCACGGACCUCAUCAUGGUGCUGUCGCGGCCGGAGUGGAUCGACUUUACGAACCCAAAGAACCAGGUCGUCACGCGCUUCAUCUUCAACCCCUACCCCGAGGACCACGACCGGUACCUCGCCUUCUUCCACCAGCUGCUGCUCAGCGUGGAGCUCCACGUGCGCAUACACAACAGGCAGCACAGCGACUACGCAAAGGGUAAACUUGUGCAGCAGAUCCCUCCCACCAUACAAUGGAACCUGGCGCUGGCGUGGCGCUGGAGCCACUACGUCCGUGUCAAGAGCUACGGGCCGAGCGUAGACGACAUCCAACUACGCUUCAGGCUGCGCAAGCGGCAGGUCCACAUGCUCCAGAAGUUCGUCAUGACACUCAAGUGGCCGAACCUGCGCGCGACGCUCGAGGCGCUGCGGGAAUCGGAGGACGAAUUGGCGCGCGACCCCGUCAGCUCCGACGCGUACGCCUUCUUCAGCGGGCUGGUGCUGCCCGGGCCGACCUUUCCCUUCCUCAUCAUGAACGCGCUCGUCGACACGGACCCGGACGACGCGACCGACGAGCUGGCGCUGCUGUCGCACGUGCAUCCCAGCUGCGGCUUCCAGUACCGCGGGAGCAAUACGUACUGGACGGCCACGUGCAUCGUCGGGCGCGUGCUGGCGCCCACGUGCCGCGAGCUGGCCGGCUGGGUCGGUCCGGCGUGCCCAACCGCGGACCUUGGGCGGUCCCAGAUCGCGCGGAUCCGCGCGCGCCGGCCGCCGCGCGGCCCCCCGCUACGGCGCGAGGACGUGCAGAGCAUGGGCGAACGGUCGGACCCGCUGGGCCCGCCGGCCAAGGUGUACCCGGUCGACGAGUACGAGCUGGUGAUGCCGGGGUCGAGUGGUCUCAGCCAGGCGGACACGGCGCGCGUGGAGCUGCUGUCGCUGCGAGAGGUGCCGCCGGUGGACCCGCCGCCACCGCCGGGACCGGGACCGGUGGGGCCGAAGGUGUUUGACGCGACGGUGCAGGUUGCGGUGGACGGCGUGUCGUGGCCGCUGCGGCUGACGUACGACGUGUGGUUCAUCAACGCGUGGCCGUGCUCCGAGGCGCCGCACCCACUGUUCUUCGACUACGCCUACCAGCGCGUCUGCGCGGACGAGGUGCUAGGCGUGCGGGACUGGGGCCGCGCGCACGCUGACGGCAGAGGCAGCAGCGCGCGGUCGACGCCGAUGCCCACGCUACAGGGCGAGGACGGCGGCAUCCAGCAGCGGGACGAGGAGGAGGUGCUGGUGGUGGAGGCGUUUGGUGUGCCGGACCACGAGGUGCUGGUGAGGGCGUGGUGCGCGCACUGGGGGUUGAGUGCGGUGGUGGCCGACGUGAGCAAGACCUGUAUGGCUUGUGCAAUUCGCGAGUGCUACGCGGCUGCGUUGACGGUGCUGAUCUUGGUGGACGACGCGAGCAACGCUGGCCGCAAGGACGACUGA
This is a messenger RNA of Cordyceps fumosorosea ARSEF 2679, 2154 nucleotides long. RefSeq lists its product as hypothetical. Bases 1 to 2154 code for a protein of 717 amino acids. NCBI's taxonomy places the organism in Eukaryota, Fungi, Ascomycota, Sordariomycetes, Hypocreales, Cordycipitaceae. The transcript has 2 exons. The record is from RefSeq and is a predicted model, not a curated record.